Messenger RNA from Saccharomyces kudriavzevii IFO 1802, 915 nucleotides. It is a transcript of the gene STE14, whose product is annotated as protein-S-isoprenylcysteine carboxyl O-methyltransferase. NCBI's taxonomy places the organism in Eukaryota, Fungi, Ascomycota, Saccharomycetes, Saccharomycetales, Saccharomycetaceae. Bases 1 to 915 code for a protein of 304 amino acids. Gene Ontology annotation, molecular function: protein C-terminal S-isoprenylcysteine carboxyl O-methyltransferase activity. Gene Ontology annotation, biological process: C-terminal protein methylation. The record is from RefSeq and is a predicted model, not a curated record. Gene Ontology annotation, cellular component: membrane; endoplasmic reticulum. The transcript has a single exon.
AUGCCGAAACAUCACCCGCAACGAAUACAUGAAUUAGGCGUCGCAUGGAGUAAAACAAUUCUUUACAUGACACUACCAAUAUUAGAAAACUUCCCAUUGUUCAAUUAUACAAAGAAAACCAUAGUUCGAGGUAGUCAUUCCCUUUUUGUCUACUUUUUUUAUUGCAGGUGUUUGAUUGUUGAGCACAACAUGUUUCAGGACCACCCGGAUGCUAAUGACGAACGUAAAUAUCCAGAUAUCAAACGCAACCCGCUGCACGAAGUGACCAAGACUUCUUAUAUCCUAGGUGUCCUGCUGGGUAUAUCUUUAGGGCUUUUACCACAAAUCAGGUUUAAGAAUUUCAAUAUUUUUAUCAUUGCUCUGUCCUUGUUUCAUUUUCUGGAGUAUUAUAUUACGGCAAAGUAUAACCCUCUCAAAGUACACUCAGAGUCAUUUCUUUUGAAUAAUGGAAAGAGUUAUAUGGCGGCUCAUUCUUUUGCCAUUUUGGAAUGCCUCAUAGAAAGUUUACUCUUUCCCGAUUUGAAAAUUUCCAGUUACUCUCGAAUAACCCAAUUAUGCACCAUACUUGGAUGCAUCCUAAUUAUUCUGGGACAAUAUAGUAGAACCACUGCCAUGCAUGCUGCGGGGCAUUCGUUUUCACACAUUGUGAAGACCAAGAAGGAGCCUGAUCAUGUGUUAGUGAAAACAGGCAUUUAUGCAUGGUCAAGACAUCCAAGUUAUUUUGGUUUCUUUUGGUGGGCUAUUGGCACUCAAUUACUUCUUCUAAAUCCCAUAUCACUGGUUAUUUUCAUUUCUGUGCUCUGGAAGUUUUUCAAUGAUAGAAUUCGCAUCGAGGAAAAAUAUUUGGUAGAGUUCUUUGGCAGAGAUUAUAUAGACUACAAGAAAGAAGUCAGUGUCGGAAUACCAUUAUUGUAG